Musca vetustissima is the source of this 1563-nucleotide messenger RNA. It is a transcript of the gene nAChRalpha4, whose product is annotated as acetylcholine receptor subunit alpha-like. NCBI's taxonomy places the organism in Eukaryota, Metazoa, Arthropoda, Insecta, Diptera, Muscidae. Gene Ontology annotation, biological process: signal transduction; monoatomic ion transmembrane transport; regulation of membrane potential. The transcript is spliced from 9 exons. Gene Ontology annotation, molecular function: transmembrane signaling receptor activity; acetylcholine-gated monoatomic cation-selective channel activity. The record is from RefSeq and is a predicted model, not a curated record. Gene Ontology annotation, cellular component: synapse; neuron projection; postsynaptic membrane. The coding region runs from base 2 to 1552 and encodes 516 amino acids.
UAUGAAGUCAAUAACUGGAGAAAAAAUUCGAACUUGGUUGCUUUCUGCUCUAAUGGUACAUGGGGCAGUUGCUGGUAACCCUGAUGCAAAGCGGCUUUAUGACGAUCUUCUAAGCAAUUACAAUAAAUUGGUUAGGCCAGUAGUGAACACAACAGAUGUUCUCAAAGUGUGUAUAAAGCUUAAAUUAUCGCAACUGAUUGAUGUGAAUCUUAAAAACCAAAUUAUGACAACGAAUCUAUGGGUUGAACAGUCGUGGUAUGAUUACAAAUUAAGGUGGGAACCUAAGGAAUACGGCGGAGUACAUAUGCUUCAUGUACCAUCUGAUCAUAUAUGGCGGCCAGACAUCGUCUUGUACAAUAAUGCCGAUGGCAAUUUUGAGGUUACACUUGCAACGAAGGCAACUAUUUACUCUGAAGGACUGGUUGAAUGGAAACCACCAGCUAUUUACAAAUCAUCCUGUGAAAUAGACGUAGAAUAUUUUCCAUUUGAUGAACAGACAUGCGUUUUGAAAUUUGGAAGUUGGACUUAUGAUGGUUUCAAGGUGGAUCUGAGACACAUGGACGAACAACUAGGUAGCAACGUAGUUGAUGUUGGAGUUGAUUUGUCUGAAUUUUACAUGUCUGUGGAAUGGGACAUCCUUGAAGUACCAGCCGUCAGAAACGAGAAGUUUUAUACAUGCUGCGACGAACCCUAUUUGGACAUUACGUUUAAUAUAACGAUGAGGAGAAAAACGUUAUUCUAUACCGUAAACAUUAUUAUUCCAUGUAUGGGAAUAUCAUUCUUAACGGUGUUGACUUUUUAUUUGCCGUCAGACAGCGGCGAAAAGGUGACGUUGUCAAUCUCAAUUCUUAUCAGCCUCCAUGUGUUCUUUUUGUUGGUUGUUGAGAUCAUACCCCCAACAUCAUUGGUAGUCCCUCUUCUGGGGAAGUAUUUAAUAUUCGCUAUGAUUUUAGUGUCCAUUAGCAUAUGUGUCACAGUUGUUGUUCUCAAUGUCCACUUUAGAUCGCCACAAACUCAUCGAAUGGCACCCUGGGUGAAAAAUGUGUUUAUUGAUAAUCUUCCGAAAUUUUUGUUCAUUAAACGGCCAAAGUACAAUUUCGAGACAAGCCUCGCCACAACGGGUCCAUUUGGAGGAAGUUGUCAAAUUCACGGACUGAUUCCCUCAUUACCGCAGUCAGAAUCAGACGAUUUACCUGCUGUGCCAGAUAUGGAGAUUGGACCAUCAGGAAUAAAAAGUCCUAUUCUAGCCAAUCCCGUAUUUUCCCAUAGCAAAUGUCCACCUCGUGUUCACAGAAGUUGUUUUUGUGUUCAAUUUAUAUCCGAACAUACCCGACUGCAGGAGGAUUCAACUAAGGUUAAGGAAGAUUGGAAGUACGUUGCUAUGGUGCUCGAUCGGCUAUUUUUGUGGAUUUUUACACUAGCAGUGUUAGCCGGUACAGCUGGAAUAAUAUUACAAGCACCAACUCUGUAUGAUGAUCGCAUUCCUAUUAUCGAGCAAAAAGAUGUAGACUUCUCCGGAAAUUCUGCAGGCCGUUGCCGUCCUCCACAAUAGCACAUAAGAGA